AAAUAAUUGUGAAUUUAAAACCAUUAUUCUUCCGCCCCUCUCCAUCAAACAGCGCCCCAACCCCUUACCUCACUCUUCUUCUCCGGCGACACUCCGGCACCACAGGCGUAAGGCAGCGACGACUGGAGCCCACACCCACGCAAACGCCCAGCUUUGUAGUCGACGACGGUCUACGUUCAAUCGGCAACUUGACUUGCAUUGUGAGCACGACUCAGAACCACUUCGCCUGGUUUUCGAAGCAUUGUUUUUUCUCCGUUUGAAACUCCAGCGAGAACAACAAGUUGUGCAUCACGUUUCCGACGGCUGGGUUUCUUGCAGCAGCAUUUUUGGCUUGGGGGACACCAAACAGCAAGGGUUAGAGCCUUCUUGAUUUGGCGAUGAGGAAGAAUGAUAAGAUGGGGCUGGGUCGGGCUCUUGUCAAGCAACAUAACCAAAUGAUCCAACAGUCUAAGGAGAAAGGUAGAUUCUACAAAUCUCAGCAGAAGAGGGUUUUGGAGUCGGUCACAGAGGUCAGUGACAUCGAUGCCGUUAUCCAACAAGCAGAUGAGGCAGAGCGCCUCUUUUCCAUUGAUAACCCUACUCCAAACUUUCUUAUCAACUUGGAUGGAAGUUCGAGUGUAAGUGAAACGACCCUUGUGGAAAGGAGAGAUCAACAAAAGAUAGAGGAGGCUUUGCAUGCUAGCAGUCUACGAGUUCCACGUAGGCCACCUUGGAAUGCUAGGAUGUCUGUGGAGGAACUUGAUGAUAAUGAACGUCAGUCUUUCUUAAUAUGGCGUCGGAGCCUUGCAAGGCUUGAGGGGAAUGAAAAUCUUGUUCUUACGCCAUUUGAGAAAAACUUAGAUAUAUGGAGACAGCUUUGGCGGGUUGUUGAGCGAUGUGAUUUGCUCGUGAUGGUGGUUGAUGCUCGAGACCCUUUAUUCUACCGUUGCCCUGACUUGGAGGCAUAUGCAAGAGAGGUUGAUCAGCACAAAAGGACAAUGCUUCUUGUUAACAAGGCCGAUCUGCUGCCUUACUCUGUCAGGAAGAAAUGGGCAGAAGUUUUCAAUCAGCAUGAGAUAUUUUACCUGUUUUGGUCUGCUAAAGCUGCUUCUGCCGCUCUGGAAGGGAGAAAACUUAGCAGCCGGUGGAAUACAAAUGAACACCAGAAUGGUGUGGAUGAUUCUGAUACAAAAAUAUAUGCUCGGGAUGAGCUUCUGUCUCGUUUACAGUAUGAGGCUGAACAGAUUGUCAAGAGGAGGGCAUCAAGCUCUAACUCUACUAGCGGGUCAGAUAAUCUUUCUCCAGGAGGAAGUAUGAAUGAGAAAUUGUCAGGUAGCGUCAUGGUGGGAUUUGUUGGGUAUCCAAAUGUGGGUAAGAGCUCAACAAUUAAUGCUUUAGUUGGCCAAAAACGAGCAGGAGUCACCUCCACUCCUGGGAAGACAAAGCACUUCCAAACAUUGAUUAUUUCUGACAAGCUUACGCUAUGUGAUUGCCCUGGUUUAGUGUUUCCUUCAUUUUCAAGCUCGAGAUAUGAAAUGAUUGCUUAUGGAGUAUUGCCUAUUGAUCGAAUGACGGAGCACAGAGAGGCUAUUCAGGUCGUUGCCAACCGAGUCCCAAGGCAUGUGAUUGAGGAUGUGUACAAGAUCACUUUGCCAAAACCAAAACCUUAUGAGCCACAGUCUCGACCCCCCCUAGCAUCAGAACUUUUAAAAGCGUAUUGCAUCUCUCGUAGUUAUGUUGCAUCUAGUGGGCUGCCUGAUGAAACUAGAGCUGCCCGCCAAAUUUUGAAGGAUUAUGUUGAUGGAAAGAUUCCCCACCAUGAAUUGCCCCCAGGAAUGCCCAAAGAGGAUCAUAUUCAGGAAGAAGAUGCUAGGACCCUCGAGCUCUCCGAUACACACGAUUCAGACUCAGAUGAUGUUGAGGACUCAAGCAGGGAUGGUGAAAGUGCCCCUGGUUUUGAACAGGUGGCUGACUAUCUUGAUUCAUUUGACAUAGCUAAUGGACUUGCCAAGUCAAGCGUCACCGAAAAGAAGCCCAAGGCAUCUCAUAAACAGCACAAGAAGCCACAGAGAAAAAAAGAUCGAUCGUGGCGGAUCGGAAAUGAUGGUGGCGAUGGUAUGCCUGCAGUGAGAGUCUUGCAAAAGCCAAUAAACUCAGGCACCCUGAAAGCAGUUCUAUGACGUUAGUUGAUGUAUCUACAUGAACUUUCAAGGCCGUGUCUUGCAUCUUAUUAAUUUAGAUACAUUCAAGGGAGGAGAAACAAGUUAGAAUGAAAAUACAAAUGGUAAAAUCGAGGAUGUGCAUUUUUCCUAACCUAAGCACAAACGUGUGGUGUAUAUUAUUACUGUUUUUUCAUGGGCUGUAAAAUUUAUUUCCAUAUGGAGGCCACUGUUAUUGUUCUUUUUGAAUGUUACCCACUUUUUGUAGGUUUUAUGUAAUCUCUAGCAAUCUUCUCUCUUUUCUUGGAAGAGAUGGGGAAGAGCAUUCCUUCCUUUUGAAGGGGAUUCUAAGAAUGAUGAGUAUCGGUGUUUUCAAUUUUUUUUUUAUAUCUAUUUUGAUCUUUGUUUAAUCUUAAA
Messenger RNA from Cucumis melo (muskmelon), 2555 nucleotides. RefSeq names its product GTPase LSG1-2-like. The record is from RefSeq and is a predicted model, not a curated record. Gene Ontology annotation, molecular function: GTPase activity; GTP binding. Gene Ontology annotation, cellular component: cytosol. The transcript has 9 exons. Bases 378 to 2159 code for a protein of 593 amino acids. NCBI's taxonomy places the organism in Eukaryota, Viridiplantae, Streptophyta, Magnoliopsida, Cucurbitales, Cucurbitaceae.